AAAGUGGGGAAAGUGGAGCAAAGUCUCGGACAAACUGAACGCGAAUUUGUGGCCAAUUCUGACCGCAGUUUUGUGCAGCCGUUGCGCAAGUUCUUAGACGAAGACAUGAGAACUAUUACUAAAGAGAGAAAGAUUUUGGAGACCAAACGGUUAGACUUAGACGCGGCUAAGAAUCGGCUCAGAAAAGCUAAGACCAUGGAAUCGCAGAAUAAUGCUAAGAUUAAGCCUGAAAUGAUCGCUAAAGAAAUCGAUCAGGCGGAACAGGAGCUGAGGUUAGCUCAGGAGGACUUUGACCGACAAAUAGAGAUAACGCGAUUGCUAUUGGAAGGGAUCAGUGCCGCACACUCUAAUCACGUCCGGUGUCUCAACGACUUCGUGACGGCGCAGAUCGCUUUCUACGCCCGUUGUAAUCAACACAUGUGUGAUCUGCAACGGGAACUGUCGACCGGUGCCAACAUAUCC
This is a messenger RNA of Medioppia subpectinata, 462 nucleotides long. The record is from the annotation of a GenBank genome assembly. NCBI's taxonomy places the organism in Eukaryota, Metazoa, Arthropoda, Arachnida, Sarcoptiformes, Oppiidae.